This is a messenger RNA of Poeciliopsis prolifica (blackstripe livebearer), 3667 nucleotides long. RefSeq names its product copine-3-like. The record is from RefSeq and is a predicted model, not a curated record. The coding region runs from base 176 to 1795 and encodes 539 amino acids. Gene Ontology annotation, biological process: cellular response to calcium ion; ERBB2 signaling pathway. Lineage: Eukaryota; Metazoa; Chordata; Actinopteri; Cyprinodontiformes; Poeciliidae. Gene Ontology annotation, cellular component: plasma membrane. The transcript is spliced from 16 exons. Gene Ontology annotation, molecular function: receptor tyrosine kinase binding; calcium-dependent phospholipid binding.
CCCUCCAAGAAACCUCGCCGUUCAUCUCCAGAAAGAAAAAAAACCCACUAUUGGGUCAUAGCUGGGCGUAGCUUCUUCUAAACCAGUAGUGGGGGGAAUAAUUACCCUGCUGCAAGGCAGAAGGACCAGAUUAAGAUUCAAUUAUUAACGUGGAAGUUGUUUCCGAGGCAGGAACAUGGCUGCCCAGUGUGUGACCAAGGUGGAGCUCACCGUGUCCUGCGAGAACCUCCUGGACAAAGACAUCGGCUCCAAGUCGGACCCCCUCUGCGUCCUUCUGAUGUCUAGCUCUGACUCCAAGUGGUAUGAGGUGGGACGCACAGAGAAAGUUCAGAAUUGCCUCAGUCCGAAGUUUGCCAAGAAGUUUGUCAUCGACUACUACUUCGAAAUAGUCCAGAAGCUGAAGUUUGGGAUUUACGACAUCGAUAACAAGACUGUGGAUUUGAACGAUGACGACUUUCUGGGGGAACUGGAGUGCACCCUGGGUCAGGUUGUGUCCAGUCAGAAACUGACCCGGCCGCUGGCGCUGAAGAACAACAAGCCAGCUGGGAAGGGAACGAUCACUAUCAGUGCGGAGGAAAUAAAAGACAAUCGGGCGGCGUAUUUUGAGAUGGAGGCAAGAAAGCUGGAUAACAAGGAUUUCUUUGGGAAGUCUGAUCCUUAUUUGGAGUUAUACAAGCAGACAGAAACCGGGUGGCAGCUGGCUCACAGGACAGAGGUGGUGAAGAAUAACUUGAACCCGACGUGGAGGCCGUUUCGAGUUCCCCUGCAGUCUCUGUGUGGGGGAGACAUGGAGAAACCAAUUAAGGUGGAGUGCUACGACUACGAUGAUGACGGCUCUCACGAUCUCAUCGGAUCCUUUGAAACCACGAUGAAGCGGCUCCAGGAAGCUUCGCGGUCUUCUCCGGCCGAGUUUGAGUGUAUCAACAGCAAAAAGAAGCAGAAGAAGAAAGGCUACAAGAACUCUGGUGUUGUGAGCGUGAAGCGUUGCGAGGUCGUAAAGGAGUAUACGUUCCUGGAUUACAUCAUGGGAGGCUGUCAGAUCAACUUCACUGUGGCUGUGGACUUCACCGGCUCCAACGGAGAUCCCAAGAGUCCUCAGUCCCUACAUUACAUCAGCCCUCAGGGCGUUAACGAGUACCUCUCUGCUAUCUGGUCCGUGGGCAACGUCAUUCAGGACUACGACAGUGAUAAAAUGUUCCCGGCGUUUGGCUUCGGAGCCCAGAUUCCACCCACAUGGCAGGUCUCCCACGAGUUUCCUCUCAACUUCAACCCCUCCAAUCCGUUUUGUGCAGGUGUAGAAGGGGUGGUGCAGGCCUACAGGGCGUGUCUCCCGCAGGUCAAACUCUACGGCCCCACCAACUUCUCCCCCAUCAUCAGUCAUGUAGCUUGUUUCGCUAAACAAGCCAUCCAACAGACCACUGCAUCCCAAUACUUCGUUCUGCUGAUCAUCACCGACGGAAUCAUCACCGACAUGGAUCAGACGCGCGACGCCAUCGUCAACGCCUCGCGGCUGCCCAUGUCCAUCAUCAUCGUCGGCGUGGGAGCGGCGGACUUCAGCGCCAUGGAGUUCCUGGACGGAGACGACGGCCGCCUGCGUUCUGUGGCUGGCGAGGCCGCCAUGAGGGACAUCGUCCAGUUUGUCCCGUACAGGAAUUUUCAGAACGCUCCUCGUGAGGCGCUGGCGAAGAGCGUUUUGGCCGAAGUGCCGGCUCAGCUGGUGGACUUUUUCUGCACCAUGAAGCUGAACCCACCGAAGACGAGUCCUGCCCCGGCGGAGACCCCCGCCAUGCCAUAAAGAAACCCGACGGAUUCCUCUUUUCAUCUCAUGCAGCUCUAUAUAACCGACAGCACUGUCAUGUUAGUGUGCACUAAAGUGUCAAUCGAGCCAGCUGUCGACAGCAUCCAGGUUAGUUCGUUGAUUUUAUAAGUAAAAAAAUAAAUAGAUAAAUAUAAAAGAAUCCUGGUAUCUGCUCUAUAUGGAAAGCAGGAGACAUCUGGACAAGCCCAGAUUUAAAUUUCUUAAAUUUGCACUUUAAGAUUUGACUUUGCAUGGUAGUUUAAUCUAUAUUGUCAAAAGUAUUGAAACGCAUUCCUUUAUGAACUUCAGUCCCAUUCUGAAUUCAUCGGCAUUAACAUGAUGAUGGCCCACAUUUGAUGCUGUUUCACCUUCCUUUGGAAAGUGCCAUAGAUUAUAUGGGAUUUUUUAUUUCUUUUGCAUUUGUGAGGUCAGACACUGAUGUUGGAUGACAAUGUCAUUAUAAUUGUGCCAAAGAUGCAUCAUCAGAUUGAGCUGUUCCUCGUCAAACUUAUUUGUGGCCCUUUCUUCAUUGCUUGCUUCCCAAUUCAAAAAUACUUUAUCGAUCCCAAAGGGAAAUUCAAUAAAUAAUUAAGUGUCAACUGUGUGGAGCUGUUCCCACAUAGUCCAGGAUAUUAAUAAUUUUGCAAAGCACAAUUCGUCUGUGUAUGUCUUGUUUGUUGCAUUUCCUCAUCGGAAACUAAAUGAAAAUAAAAUAAAGGUAGUUUUAUUUUUGCUUUAAAAUAAGAAAAUUAACUUUGAUGAUGCUCUAUUUUUUCGAGUGGGAAAUUUUUAUUUUCUUUUUUAUAUCUAAAAUACAAAAAAAUACAAAAAAAACAAGUGAAACAAUGCUUAAUUUUAUAAUCCGAUUGUCUUUCCUUAGACUGGUGUAGUAUAUGUGUCAUCAUGUGACAUCAAUGCCCAAAAAUGGUAACGCUUUCUCAAGCUCACGAUGACAUUAAAGAUAACUUUUUUCUUAAAUUUAAAAUUUUAGGCAUAUGUUACAUUUUAACUUUAGAUAUUAACCUGCAUAUUUGUUUUGUGGUGGGAAAAACAUAUGGGAGAACACUUUGUGGGUACGUUUGACGGUGUCUCUCAUGGUCUCAAUAUGUUCUUAUUUUAAACAAGAGACGAUUGUUCUACUCCUCUGUUCUUCAUGAAAACGUUUCAGUUUUAUGUUUUGGGUUUGCAUUGAGUUUAAUCGAUGGUUUCUGAUGAGAACACUCAAGAGACCAAAAGAGAGACCAAAAAACACAUUUUUGGGAGAUAAAAGUUGUCUUUUUAGAGCUUAAACAAAAUUACUGUGCAUAAUGCAUAAUUCCAUCAUUUUCUAUGUUAAAUCAUGCAAUAUCAAAUGUGUAACACUUCUAUAAUCAAGAACUAGAAUGAAAACCACAGUCAAUAGCUGUAGUCUGCAUGUUUGUCUAUGUACUUCCAUGUCAUAAUUAACCAGCAGUAUGAAGAUUUAUAUUGUUCUAACAAUAUUUUGCCAUUAUGUUUUGCUUUCUCCAUAUUGACGAUCCACUAGAUUUGUCUCAGACAUGAAGUAACAUAAUAUCAGUAUUAUAUAUGCAAGUGCUCUCAACAUCAGUGAGUUUUGAAAAUGGCACCACAUGUUUACAUCUUGUGUUUUUAUUUUGUCAUUAGUUUAAAUGUAACUUUUUGACCAUAUAAUGUUCAUAUGCCAGCUUUUUGCUGUUCUAUUCCAGCUGCUUUGCACUUAAAUCAAUAGUGGACUAUGUGCCUUAGAGCGUCCUGCUUGCUAAUAAAACUUAAAAUUAUAAACAAAAUGUUUUUUCUUCUUUGUGUCGACUCUAUGCCUGAGAUGUACGCUGCUACCACCUAGUGGUGAGAAGGUGGCACGACAGCCUC